This is a messenger RNA of Jatropha curcas, 2444 nucleotides long. RefSeq names its product transmembrane 9 superfamily member 8. NCBI's taxonomy places the organism in Eukaryota, Viridiplantae, Streptophyta, Magnoliopsida, Malpighiales, Euphorbiaceae. The record is from RefSeq and is a predicted model, not a curated record. Gene Ontology annotation, biological process: protein localization to membrane. Gene Ontology annotation, cellular component: membrane.
CGCUUGCUCGUCUUUCUCGCGUCUAUUAUAAAGAAAAGAAAAUACAAAGCCCACGACGCACUCUCUCCAUUACCAGGUUUCUAGAGAGAGAAAGCUACACAGGUUUUUUAGAGAGAGAGAGAGUUAGAGGAACUUGGUGGAUCUAGAUCCUGAGCUCUGUUUGCGUAAGCUACUAUGGCGAGAGUGUCUCUCGCAUUAUGGAUCUGCGCCUGUGCUUUGCUAUUGGUUCAUUCUCAUUGCUUCUAUCUCCCUGGAGUCGCUCCCGAGGAUUUCUUUAUUGGGGAUGAAUUGAAAGUAAAAGUAAACAAACUGACAUCAACAAAAACACAGCUUCCAUACUCAUUUUAUUCCCUCCCAUACUGCCGUCCAAAGAACAUAGUUGAUAGUGCAGAAAAUCUUGGGGAAGUUCUUCGUGGUGAUCGUAUUGAAAAUUCUCCUUAUGUGUUUAAAAUGAGAGAACCGCAAAUGUGCAAAAUUUUAUGUCGCAUUACACUUGAUGCAAAGACAGCAAAGGAAUUCAAGGAAAAGAUAGAUGAUGAAUAUAGGGUGAACAUGAUCUUGGACAACCUUCCACUGGUAUUCCCCAUUCAAAGGCCUGAUCAGGAAAAUUCUGUAGUGUACCAGCAUGGCUUUCAUGUUGGUCUCAGGGGACAGUAUGCUGGAAGUAAAGAGCAAAAGCAUUUUAUUCACAAUCACUUGGCAUUUACUGUUAAAUAUCACAAGGAUGCUCAGACAGAUUCAGCUAGGAUUGUUGGAUUUGAAGUGAAGCCAUUCAGUGUUAAGCACGAGUUUGGAGGUGAGUGGAAGGAUACUGAUACCCGUUUAACAACCUGCGACCCCCAUGCAAAACGAUUGGUUACCAACUCAGAAACUCCUCAAGAGGUGGAGGAUAAGAAGGACAUUAUCUUCACAUAUGAUGUUGAGUUCCAGGAAAGUGAUGUGAAAUGGGCAUCUCGGUGGGAUACAUAUCUUCUGAUGGCUGACGAUCAGAUUCACUGGUUUUCAAUUGUCAAUUCAUUGAUGAUUGUUCUUUUCCUUUCGGGGAUGGUCGCUAUGAUCAUGUUGCGGACACUUUACCGGGAUAUCUCUAAGUACAACCAACUAGAGACCCAAGAAGAGGCGCAAGAAGAGACUGGGUGGAAGUUGGUCCAUGGGGAUGUUUUCAGGCCACCGGCAAAUUCAGAUUUACUCUGUGUCUAUGUUGGGACAGGAGUUCAGUUUUUUGGAAUGAUUCUGGUUACAAUGAUCUUUGCUGCCCUCGGUUUCCUUUCCCCCUCAAACCGUGGUGGGUUGAUGACAGCCAUGCUCCUCCUCUGGGUAUUUAUGGGCCUGUUUGCUGGAUACUCGUCAGCUCGUCUCUACAAGAUGUUCAAGGGAACAGAAUGGAAGAAAAUCACCCUCAAAACAGCCUUCAUGUUUCCUGCAAUAGUCUUUGCUAUUUUCUUCGUAUUGAAUGCUCUAAUAUGGGGUGAAAAAUCUUCUGGUGCAGUGCCAUUUGGAACCAUGUUUGCACUGGUAUUUUUAUGGUUUGGUAUCUCAGUUCCACUUGUCUUUGUUGGUAGUUAUAUUGGUUUUAAGAAGCCAGCAAUUGAGGAUCCAGUGAAAACUAAUAAGAUACCAAGACAGAUCCCAGAACAGGCAUGGUACAUGAACCCGGCCUUUUCUAUCCUUAUUGGAGGCAUUCUGCCAUUUGGAGCUGUGUUUAUUGAGCUAUUCUUCAUUCUUACCUCCAUAUGGUUGCAUCAGUUCUACUACAUAUUUGGCUUCUUAUUCAUUGUCUUCAUAAUCCUUAUCGUAACUUGUGCGGAGAUCACAAUUGUGCUCUGCUACUUCCAGCUAUGCAGCGAGGACUACCUCUGGUGGUGGAGGUCAUACCUGACUUCAGGUUCCUCUGCACUUUAUCUUUUUCUUUAUGCUGCUUUCUACUUUUUCACAAAGCUUGAGAUUACAAAGCCAGUCUCUGGGGUGUUGUACUUUGGAUACAUGCUGAUUGUCUCAUAUGCUUUCUUCGUGCUGACUGGUACAAUUGGUUUCUAUGCCUGCUUCUGGUUUACCAGGCUCAUCUACUCAUCAGUGAAAAUUGAUUGAUUGAUUGAUCCUUUAGUUUCUGAAAUGAAUGACCUAUUGGUUUCUACACGGAAAACAUAUUAUUUAGACAGGGUCUGAGAGGUGGAUAUUGGUACCUCAAGAGUUACCAUUCAGGUUCAGUUUUGAAUUGUUAAAUCAUAGAAAUUGUUAUUAGUCUUCUUUUCUUACAGGUUCUUUGGCAGGUCUAGUAAUUUUUUGUUUUUUGGUUUUUCUGCUAUUGUGUUUUCUGUUUUGUAUGUGAACAUUGGAGGGGAUUGUUGAACAGUCGCUCUUCCUAUUCUAGAAAUGAAAAACAACUUGUAUUAUUGGUGCUAGUUCCCGUUCCAUCCUAUUUGUAAUCUAUUUGGAAUUAAUAA